Molecule: messenger RNA, 1609 nt
Organism: Pelobates fuscus (common spadefoot toad)
Lineage: Eukaryota; Metazoa; Chordata; Amphibia; Anura; Pelobatidae
Product: ficolin-1-B-like
Exons: 10
Coding region: 164-1195 (343 amino acids)
Biological process (GO): complement activation, lectin pathway
Molecular function (GO): antigen binding; carbohydrate derivative binding; signaling receptor binding
Source: RefSeq, a predicted model, not a curated record
UUUCAAAAUCUAAUAUUUGGUAAUAUUGACAGACUGCCAAAGGGUUUUUGGGAAGUUGUAAAUGACAAAUAUUUAGAGAAAGAGUCAAAGUACUAUUUGUACGUUGGACAAUGAUAAAUCGCAAUUCCCAGAGGGAUCAUUAGCAAAGACAGCCACAGACAUAAUGUUAUCAUGGAAGGGAGUCGUGUGUCUGCUGUUUGGGUUAAUCAACGCCUUCUCCAACGCUCAAGGAGGCAACUGCCCUGAUGUCAAACUCUUCGAAAUCGGGGAUGUAAAUAGAGUGGCUUUCCUGCAAGGAUGUCCAGGUUUUUCUGGGUUACCUGGUGAAAAAGGGGAACCUGGACCAGAAGGGCAAAAAGGUAUUGCUGGAUUGUCUGGAUUUACUGGACCUCCUGGUAUCAAAGGUAUAAAUGGGCUUCCUGGUCUUGAUGGACUACAGGGUCUACCUGGACUCAAAGGUGACAGUGGACCCAGUGGAUUGCCUGGAGUUCAAGGUGAAAAGGGAGAUAUCGAGGAAUCAGAUUGCGUCAACGAAUCUAAAGGUCCUCAAAAUUGUCUAGAACUUCUCAACAGCGGUUUCUCUCUUACUGGUUGGUACACCAUAUACCCAGAGGAGGGGAAACCGCUGACUGUUCUAUGUGACAUGGAAACUGAUGGUGGAGGAUGGAUCGUUUUUCAGAAACGAAGUGACGGCUCUUUGGAUUUUUUCCGGGACUGGGACAGCUACAAAAAAGGGUUCGGCAGCCAAUUCAAUGAAUUUUGGCUCGGAAACAAUAACAUCCGCCGUCUAACAGCAAAGGGUUCGUUCAUUCUCCGUAUUGACCUAGCGGAUUUUGAGGGAAAUUCGACGUAUGCUACGUACAGAGACUUCUACAUUGAAAAUGAGUCUGAUAAUUAUGUUCUGCGUUACAGCAGCUAUGCUGGCGGUACUGCAGGUAAUUCCUUGGAAAUUGAAAAAAAUCAGGCAUUCUCAACGAAAGAUCGAAACAAUGACAAGUCUCCUAAAAACAUGGAAAGCUGCGCCAAUUACUUCAAAGGAGGCUGGUGGUUUGAGUCUUGCCAUUUUUCCCACCUGAACGGGGAAUACCUGAAAGGUCCCCACAAAAUCAAGGGUAAAGGAAUCAUCUGGCACUCUUUCCACGAUAGUUUCUACUCGUUAAAAGCCACCGAAAUGAAAUUCCGCCCCGAGAACUGAGAUUCAAGGAUUUCUCCUGAUUCACAAAGAGUAUUGUUGUUUUGAUUUUUACCUUCUCAAAAUGUCUUGAUAUGUACAUACCUGCCAACAUUUAAAAUGGACAAAGAGGGAAACUUUAAUUUUAGGGGUGUGACUGGGGUGUGGUAUCGUCAAAAGAUAACUACAUAUGGGAACAGCAAGUAAUUUAACAAUAAAGGAUUUGGGGAGAAUAAAGUAAAGAGAGGCAAUUUCAGGGGAACGGGUGGGUGACUACGAAGAGGGUACCCGGACAUCAGAGUGAGCUGCAUGUUGAAGGUAUCACUAGUUAUAUUUAUGACUACUUGGCUAUUAGGGAUGUCCGACUAGUGUCCAUUUAUUCUGCAAUCACUGCUUAAAUAUUUGUUUGUAAGAUUUAUUACUACGCCGUCUCCAAUA